CAAGUAACCUCUGUGGGAAGAGAAUGCGGUGUGACGAGCGAACGCUUUAACCACUAGACUACCUCACCGCCCCCGACGUGUGUAAGGUGCACACUGUGACAUGUUCAACGUAUCAACGUGCAUGACUAAUGGAUAUAAAAGAUGAUAACGGGUACGCCUUAUAAUAUCUACCACUGUGUGAUGCCUCGCCUCAUUAUAGGAUGAGAAAUAUGACACUGCCUUAUAUGGUCAUGCUAUUUCAUAUAGCUACUGUUAGCUGCGAGUAACAGUAAAUGUUAUUCUCCAACGACGGAAAGGCUGUCUUUGUAACUGCUAAUAUCCCCUCACAGUUGAUAACAAAGACGACUUAGUAGAAGGUAAUACUUCCUGGAUCGGUUAACUCAUUCCCGUCACGUUUCUAUUGUGACGUCAUUGUAAGGAAGUGACUCACCGACCUUCAAAAGUAAAGAAGUCAUAAUAGUGCGUUUUCAAAAGGUGGCUUUGUGGAUUGGGAUUGUGGAGGCUGAGUACUGGGUGUUAUAUUGUUGAGUAUGACUAAUCUUUGAAGGACAUUUAGCAUAACGUUAUUAAACGAAUUCAGGGGAAUUUUGAAUCCGGAGUUAAAAGGUGUUAAAAAUAGGAGAUUCCCGAGGAGCGUGAUUCAUUUUCUGGCAUUGUGCCAACGCAUGAAUACCUAACUGUUCGAUAGCGUUAAAUCAGAAAGCAAAGUACGGUUGUGUACAACAUACCAUGGAAACCCACAGACAUAAAGGUCUCCACCAAAAGGUCUUCACUCCCCCAGGGGACCAAAGGAAUAAGGUAGACCGGCCAUCGGACGGUCCGUACUGUGCCAUUGCUCAUUUGAGCCUUUACUACGGAUUGACAAAAUAUGCUGGCACCGGAUUCCUGUUCAAGAGGGAGGCGCUCGGAAAAGAACGUUUCCUCGUCUUGACAGCUGGACACAAUCUCUACGACGUCGGCCGUAAAAGGUUUGCUGAUGCAGUCGUCAUACGUUUCGGUCGCAAUGGUCCUUUCAAUUUAGGAGAAAUCAUCAAGAAGUCCGAUGAUUUCAGAGUACCGACUCAGUUCAUUCAAGGCCAACAAGAGUACGACUUUGGAAUGAUCCUGUUAGACGUUUCCACUGAUCCUAUUCCCUGCGAACAUGCUUUCCAGCCGAUGCUAUACACCGACGACGACUCCGUCUUUGCCAACGUCUUCAUGAGCGGGUACCCACGUCGACCCACAGGCGGUAAGGAAGGCACUCCAGGUUAUCCUCGCGGCACCCAAUGGGAACUGGACGUUCAGUUGGAGAGGAUGACUGAUUACCACUUUCUGUACAGAGACGCCACCACUGACGGGAACAGUGGGUCUCCGGUCUAUUGGAAGAUACCUGAUCUCAACCAGUAUGUCGCCUUGGGGAUCCACGUCACGGGAGGAGACUCGACAGGAUACAAUGCAGCGACACGUAUCACCAUGGAAACCUUGACUGAAUACAUUGACGACUGGCUCGACUUCAACGACGACGACUGGGUCUACUACCCCUGGGUUGAUUCUCCUUUCCUGGACGUGGACGCCUGCGAGCUACGUAAGACAUGGGGAAAAGGGCUCUCUCCCUAAACAACUUGCUUCGAGGGCGGAGCAGUUGGGCUGUCCAGCCUUCAACACGGGCGGGGCCAUAAAAACAUAUGUCAAGCCCAAAGCUGAUUGGUGUAACCUGUUCAGUUACGAUUCUGGUGUCUUAGAAUUUAAUUAUAAAAGUUAUGGAAUGUGGGUCAAGUGGAGUCACGUAAAACAAAUGCAGUGAAUGUAAGACCUUCGGUUGCAUUCGUAGCCACUCGUGUUAUUCCGUGAAAAGCCGAAUAGCUACUCAUGCCUGUCCGGAAGGCGCCUGAACAUAAGAAUUACUUAAUAUGAACGCCAACUCUAUUUCUGUUUUAUUUCAACAGCAGGAAACAUAACUGAAGCACUAAAAUGUUUGUUUUAAAAGAUUUUCACCUGUUUUAAAUAAUAAUAAUAAUGAUGAUAUUUGUUGAAAACAUAUUCUAAUGUAAUUACCUGCUGUUCACCUUAUAUUUUCAAAUGUAUACUUCUAAAUACGGUUAAGAAUCGCAAAUCGGAAUCACUUUCCUCAAUGGGCAAUUAAAACAACAUCUGAUUUCAGUCCAUAAAUAGAUGCACACAAAUUCCUUUAAAAUAUAUCUCAAAGUGGAAAGAAACGCACGUGGGUGUAUUUGUAUCUCUCCUAUCCUUAUCAAAAACUUCAAAUACGUAUGGUGUUCUUUUUUGUAAUGUCAAAAUGACGAUAACUGUCUUUCACGAUUUUCUAAACAAUGACAUAAUACCAUAACCGAUUUAAGUACUCUGGAAUAUCUUUCUCAAAGUAGCUCAAUCCAUACAUGCAUUCUGUUUGGUUUGUCGCAUUUUAACCUCCAAGAAGAUCGCUUUUGGGCUUGUCCCAGAAUAACACUAGUCAGGGCGACGAGUCUUUUUUGAGGUCACGGAAAGGGGCGAGUUGUGACGAAUGCUUCAGGUAGCAUCAGGGAAAGCGCCGAGGGUAAGACCUUGACCUGAAGGUAGACUUCUGAAGGGGGACUUUGGUUUUAGGCAAUGGCGGAUCCACAGAGGGCUGCAUGGAUGUGGAACCUUCAUUUUGGCAUUUUACAAUACGCUUAGUUAGGCCUUGAAGUAUUCGUAACUCACAUCAACAGUAGCGCUAUAAUUAGAUCAACAUUUAGUUUUUGAAAUGAACAUAUUUUACAGAAAAAACAGUUCCGAUAUUAUAAUAAUAAAAUAUGAUGAAAAGGAGCCCAGAGACUUCCUGAAACUGUGGAAAUCUAGACUUGUCACAUAUUCUAGACUUGCAAGGGCCUUCUUGGAUAUAUUUGUUUCAGAGUCUGUAUGACAGGCCGCGCUAACAUCGCGUUGUGGCAGCGGGUCCUGCUGAAUAUUAAAGUCUGAGAAGGUAUCAAAACCUUUAGAACUCAUUUAGAAAAUGAACAUAUAAGAGAAUUGAUUUUGAAUAUUUGGAUCGAAUUAUAAAAACAAAGCUUCAAAAAUUGUAAUUACAGAAGUUUUCAGGAAGCAUUUUUCUAAUAUUAGAACUUGAGCAAGUCUUAGGAUCAUACUGAUUGAAGAUGUGAAGACUGUUUAAACCUGUGAUAAUUAUAUCAUGGCAUUGACUUGCUCAUACUUAUAUUUUCACUAAAUAUUGUCAUCUUUAUAAACUUGAUGAUGUCACAAGUAAAACAACACUUUCAAGUUUUCAUUAUUGUGAAUCUGUCUGAAUAUUUUCAUUUAAUAUCAAAUUUUCUUUAAUAUCAAACUUUGAUAUGUGACGUUAUCAUAUGAGACAAUAUUUACCUUAUCCUAUCUCAAAAGGUGAUCUUCAGAAGUAAACAUUUGUAAUUUGGAAAUUGGAAUACAUGUAUCAACAUUGGUUACAGACGACUAAGUUUUUGUUAAUUAUUUUCCGUAUUGGUUUUCUUUACAUUACAAAUUCAACCCGUAUCCUUCCUUUACACUGUCACGUAUUAUAUAAGACGGGGCAUUGCUUUAUGUACUAUGUUCCUGUGUCUUUUGCAUGUGCUCUUGUAUUCGGGUUUGGCAAUAUGCAUUUUAUUUGAUUUUUUUAAUUUGAGCUUUCGUGAUUGUUAUAUAGUUUUAUUACUUAUGUGAUAAUGUUUUGCAUUGAUGUAUGUCAAUGUACUGAUUUGUAUUGAUCUGUGAACUGAAAUUUGGACUACAUUUGUUAAUUACA
Messenger RNA from Haliotis rubra (blacklip abalone), 3736 nucleotides. RefSeq names its product glutamyl endopeptidase-like. The coding region runs from base 730 to 1596 and encodes 288 amino acids. Lineage: Eukaryota; Metazoa; Mollusca; Gastropoda; Lepetellida; Haliotidae. Gene Ontology annotation, biological process: proteolysis. Gene Ontology annotation, molecular function: serine-type peptidase activity. The record is from RefSeq and is a predicted model, not a curated record. The transcript has 2 exons.